AUGGUCGCUGCCUUCCUAUAUAAAAGGCUAUCCUUAAAGAGUUUCCGUUGCGAAAGCUGUUUCCCAUUUCUAAGUCAACAAACACCGGCAUUCUUCUACGCUAAUGUUGAGAGAGCUGAGAAAGCGCUUUUAACUUUAAAUGUCACAGCACAUUUAAAGGCUAGUAACGACGGAAAUUUGAAUGCUCCUUUAUCGUAUGAUGUCAUAAAAGCAAUAACGCAGGCCUCAGGAUGCGCAGAUGUUGCGUACAUGUUCUUGGGUACGCAAGGUGAAACAGUUGAACCAAUCGGCCACCUUCACCAACACAAUCAGCUCUCAUUUUAUUUCACGGAAUUUCAGUUGAAAACGGCAGAUGAUGUGGAAACUAUACAGUUGCAGAGUAUGAAUGUGUCCGGCAUGGAUCCCAUAUUAACAGUCGAAUUUCAAGCCAAUAAUACAAAUGCAUCGCUUACAUUCAGUGUACUACUUAGCAAUGGAUACUUUGAGAUCAAAUCAUUUAAAUACAACGAUACGCAAUAUUACGUAACUGAUCUGUAUGCACCGCAAACCUCGUCGUAUUCAUGUGGUAAAAUAUCACUCCAUAAAGAUAAGGAGACAAUUAUAUUAAGAAGAGUGCAAAUGCAAUAUGAUAAAGACAAACGUGUUGGUGAUUUCAGGUUUAAGGAUGCCUGGACAUGUGAAGCCUUCACAUCACCUGCCAUUAUAUCUGCUCUUUUUAUUACUGUCAUACUACUCACUGCUUUAUUCGUCGGUAUUGGUAUGCUGAUGAGUGUGCAGCCACCAACUAAAUACGAAUCGCCAGGCGGACGUAAUCUCUACAUACAUGUUAGAGAUUGA
Messenger RNA from Bactrocera oleae (olive fruit fly), 837 nucleotides. The record is from RefSeq and is a predicted model, not a curated record. Lineage: Eukaryota; Metazoa; Arthropoda; Insecta; Diptera; Tephritidae.